AUGGACUUGGGCCUGAGUGGAUUUCCUCAGAAAUCCGUCGAUCUACAGACUUCUCCAUUGCAUUUCGGAAUUUUUCGAGAAGACAGUGAGAUUCCAGAGAAGAAAUUGAUAAGAUCAUGGAUGGCUGUGGGGUUCCUGAAGUUGGAAAAUGAUUUACAAGGAGAGGCUGAGAAGUAUCUGCAAGAGCUUGUCGAUAGAUGUCUAGUUCUCAUCUUCCAGAAAAGUUUAGAUGGAACAAAAGUUAGAUCAUGUAAGCUGUUUAAACACGUGACUGGUGAUGAAAUUGAUUAUUGUCGCUAUGGUCUUUAUAGGGCUCUUCUUACCCCUAGCUUAUUCAUUUCAAAUUACUCAAAAGUCUUGGACUUGAGUCACGUGAGGAUUGAUAGUUUCCCUGUACAGAUACUAAACCUCAUCUGGUUGAGGUUAUGGAAUCUGCGGACAUUCAUUGUUAAAGGAAUUCGUCUAUCAGUUAUAACUUUUCCUGAGGAAAUUUGGGGACUAAUGCAAUUAAGGCAUUUUAAACUGUCCAGAUUUUAUUUGCCAGAUUGCCCAAGUGGAUCUGUUGACAAAGGAAGGCACUUGGAUUUUUCAAACAUACAAACUAUUUCUUACUUGUCUCAACGUUGUUGCACGAAGGAGGUUAUUAUGGGGAUUCAGAAUGUCAAAGAAUUAGGAAUCAGUGGUGGAGAUGAGAUUGACUCUAAUGGGCCUCUCAACAAUCUUGUCCAUCUGCAGCAACUUGAAACAUUGAGUUUUAUAUUUUGCUUGAAGAUUUUGUCAGCAAGUGCAAAAGCUUUUCCAGCAACGCUCAAGAAGCUGAAGUUGGAAAGAACUUUGAUAAGUUGGUCGUACUUGGACAUCAUAGCUGAAUUGCCUAACCUUAAGGUGCUGAAGCUGAUGGCUCACGCUUGUCUUGGCGAUGAAUGGCAUCCAAAUGUUCAGGGAUUUACUCGAUUGAAGAUUUUGCUAAUUGAAGAUAAUUUUCUCAAGCACUGGAAAGCCACAGAUGAAAAUUUUCUUGUCCUUGAGCACCUUGUUCUUAAAAAAUGCCAUAAUUUGAAAGAGAUACCCAUUGAGUUUGCAUAA
This is a messenger RNA of Capsicum annuum, 1086 nucleotides long. RefSeq names its product putative late blight resistance protein homolog R1A-10. Gene Ontology annotation, biological process: protein folding. The transcript has 5 exons. Gene Ontology annotation, molecular function: alpha-tubulin binding. Bases 1 to 1086 code for a protein of 361 amino acids. NCBI's taxonomy places the organism in Eukaryota, Viridiplantae, Streptophyta, Magnoliopsida, Solanales, Solanaceae. The record is from RefSeq and is a predicted model, not a curated record.